This is a messenger RNA of Trematosphaeria pertusa, 1414 nucleotides long. Its product is annotated as RNA 3'-terminal phosphate cyclase. NCBI's taxonomy places the organism in Eukaryota, Fungi, Ascomycota, Dothideomycetes, Pleosporales, Trematosphaeriaceae. The record is from RefSeq and is a predicted model, not a curated record. Gene Ontology annotation, molecular function: RNA-3'-phosphate cyclase activity. The coding region runs from base 157 to 1371 and encodes 404 amino acids. Gene Ontology annotation, biological process: RNA processing. Gene Ontology annotation, cellular component: nucleus. The transcript has a single exon.
CGAACAGCAGCGCUAUCACUUCGACUCAUCUUUCACUAAACAUAUAAGUCUCCUACUGCAAAUCUUGACCUUCACACAACAGCGAAUUGCCUUGGCGUUGCACACAGAGCCUGAAAUACGUCGAAAUCGCCCAGUCACUAGCCGGCAUAGAAUCCCAUGGCCUCCCCCUCCCCUAUCCACCUCGAAGGCACAACCCUCGAAGGCGGCGGCCAGCUCCUCCGCCUCGCAACCUGCCUCUCCGCCCUGACUUCCACGCCCCUCCGCAUCACCAACAUCCGAGGCAAGCGCUCCGGUGGCGGCGGCCUAAAAGCACAGCACCUCACUUCCAUUCAAUUCCUCAGCCAAGCAUCCAAUGCAAGACUUAGCGGCGCGGGUCUGAAGAGCAAGGAGAUCACGUUCCUCCCAGGUCGAAAAGGGUUGCGUAGUUCUUGGGAGGGCGGCGAGGUAGUCAUCAAGCAGAACACGCCUGGCAGUGUGAACCUAGUGCUCCAGGCUAUACUACCUUAUUUACUGUUUGCUGGUGGAAGAGACGGGGAUGCAAAGAUCGGAGUGAGCAUCACAGGCGGGACGAACGUGUCGAACUCGCCAUCCUACGAAUAUGUCGACCAAGUUCUCUUUCCCAUGCUCGCGCUCAUCGGUAUCCCGCCCAUCGAGGCUGAACUCCACUCCAGAGGCUGGUCGACAGGAAGUACGAGACUAGGAGGCGUUACCUACACCAUUGCCCCACUGACGAAACGACUACCCGCUUUCCAGCUCACCGAACGCGGCGACAUAAAAAGCAUUCGGGCGACUAUCCUCGCUCCUAGAGCUUGCGAGCAGCACUUCCGCGAGGAGCUCGACGCCAUGUUCGAUAAACGCUCAACGCACAUCUUCGGGCAGCGUGACCCUGACAGUGAAGUCACGUUCGAGGACUCGCACCACGACAAGCGCUUCUACCUCCUUCUUGUAGCCACCACAACAACUGGAAUGAAGCUUGGUCGCGACUGGCUGUACGAUCACGGUGUCCGCAGCGGCAAAAUCGACAGAGUAGUUUCGAGCGUCGUGAAGAAAGUCUUCGACGAUCUGAUUGCGGAAAUUGACCACGGCGGGUGUGUGGACGAGCAUUUGAGGGAUCAACUGGUUGUGUUUCAGUCAUUGGCGGAGGGAAAGAGUAGGGUGUUUGGCGGGAAGAGGAAGGGUGGGUUGGUGAAGCCAAGUUUGCAUGCUAAGACGGCGCAUUGGGUCGCGAAUGAGAUCGUUGGUGUGCAAUUUGACGAGGAAGGAAGCUGCGCGGGUACUGGUAUCUGCGUGGGGGGAGAGGAAGAGGAGGUAGAGCAGAAAGUGGAUGAGGACUUGGUCAAGGGGCUCGAGAAGCUGGAAGUAGUGGCUUGAGGUAGGACUGCUAGUCCCCUCGCUUCUCGUGUCCAUCGUUGGA